Messenger RNA from Fraxinus pennsylvanica, 2205 nucleotides. The record is from the annotation of a GenBank genome assembly. Lineage: Eukaryota; Viridiplantae; Streptophyta; Magnoliopsida; Lamiales; Oleaceae.
AUGUCAGUUUCAUCAGUUGAAAGUAUGGCAUCAUUGAGCAGCGAUCUUUUCUAUGACAUACUUAGGCGUCUUGAUGGUGCAACUUUGGCCAGUGCAGCCUGUGCUUGUGCAACAUUCUGCGCUAUUUCAAAGGAAGAGCGAUUAUGGGAAAAUGUGUGCGCUUCUAUGUGGCCUUCAACUGAUCGGGAUGAUGUCAAAAGUUUGAUCAUGUCAAUUGGUGGAUUCAAAAAAUUUUACGCAGAUUGUUUUCCCCUUAUUGUAAACGAGGUUCCUGAAUUUAGAUGGAAUGAUAAUUUUGAGUAUCCCGGAGAAUUGACUGAAGCUGAAUACUAUGGUGAUGUGGAUGAACUUGAAAAUGUUUCACCGUCAGAUUUUGUGUCUAUAAUGGAUAUCAGAUAUAAAGACAAAACAAUAUAUUCAAAAGUCCUAUGGGGAAUCCCGAAUGCAGAUGGCUUUAAUGGUUGGUUUCACAAUUGUCCAUUUCGUAUUGAUCUUCUUGCAUAUUCGGACAAAGUGACACUUGCAGUCUCCGAUGGCCUGCCUCCGAUCAUGUCCAUUGAACAAGAGAGAAAAGACGGAAAGCUCUGGCAAGAGUUCCGGGAGGGCAUCUGGCUUAGUUGGAUUAUAGUCAACAGAAAAAUAAAAAAGGCUGCUAAUCUAUCAAGUUGGAGUCCACUUGGAGGGCAAAGACAUUGGCCGACAGACAAGGAUUUCGUGGUAAGAUUUGGAUCCAUUCUUCCCGCCAAAGAUAUUCUUCCUUGUCAAGUAGUCGAAUGUAUCCUUAUCAUGAAGUUCAGGAUGAUCCAUACUGAGGGCGAAGGCAUCCAAACAAUUAUCAAGUUGACGGAACUAAGCAUGCAACUGGAGGAUAUGGAUGGUUCUCAUGUCAAUGGUCUAAAAAGUUUGCUCAUCCUUAAAGCAGCACUUAGCUGCCGUAGGAGCAAGAAUUACAAUGAAGCCCUCGAGUCGUGCCAUUUGUACUCAAAGGUACAAACAGAGCUCAAGGAGAAGAAGAUGCAAUAUGAAAACAGAAUCCUCAAUCGUUUAAACGGGAAAUCGGUGUUCACAACCUGGUUUAAGCUCAAUGAUUCUUCACCGGUAAAAGAAAAAGUGCGGUUUCUUGAAGAAAGUGGUGGAGGAUGUGAUAUAUACGAGGGAAAUUGGGUAUGGGAUGAAGAAAAUUAUCCACUUUACCAAUCUAAAGAUUGUAUGUUCUUGGAUGAGGGAUUUCGAUGCUCUGAAAAUAGUAGGCCUGAUAAUUUCUACACUAAGUGGCGUUGGCAACCCAAAGAUUGCAACUUGCCCAGAUUCGAUGCAAAAGUUAUGUUGGAAAAGCUUCGAAACCGUCGGAUAGUGUUUGUAGGAGAUUCUAUAGGAAGAAACCAGUGGGAGUCCCUUCUUUGCAUGCUGUCUUCUGCUAUUACCAAUAAGAGUUCAAUUUAUGAAGUGAACGGGAGCCCGAUAACAAAGCACUCAGGCUCUUUAGUUUUUAAGUUUAGGGAUUUCAACUGCACAGUUGAGUAUUACAGAGCUCCGUUUCUAGUGUUACAGAGUCGUGCACCCGCUGGAAGUCCUAAAAAGGUGAAAAUGACGUUGAAGUUGGAUCGAAUGGAUUGGAGCUCUGCUAGGUGGAAGGGUGCAGAUUUGCUGGUUUUCAACAGUGGGCACUGGUGGAAUUAUGAGAAGACUGUCAGAGAGGGUUGUUACUUCCAAGAAGGGGCAGAGAUCAAGAUGAAGAUGAGUGUAGAAAAUGCAUUCCGAAGGUCAAUUAUGACAUUAAUUGAUUGGAUGAGUCAAGAAAUAGACAUGAUAAAGACCCAUACCUUCUUCCGAAGCUAUGCUCCUAUACAUUUCAGAGGUGGGGAUUGGAAGACUGGUGGCAGCUGUCACCUGCAGACACUACCCGACUUGAGCUCAUCAUCAUUCUCCUCUGAAGCAUGGAGUGAUUUUAAAACAGUUGUUAAUGUGUUGUCAGAACAUUUGAAGACAGGGAAUAUCAAUCUAUUGAAUGUUACGGGUAUGACAUCGCAAAGAAAAGACGGUCAUUCUUCCUUGUAUUAUUUGGGGCCUAAAGUGGGACCAGCCCCUCUCCACCGACAAGACUGCAGUCAUUGGUGCCUUCCUGGUGUCCCGGAUACAUGGAAUGAACUUCUCUUAGCAGUCUUCCUCAAACGAGAAUUUACUCGUGGACUAAAUUUGACUUAA